Molecule: messenger RNA, 1377 nt
Organism: Penicillium mononematosum
Lineage: Eukaryota; Fungi; Ascomycota; Eurotiomycetes; Eurotiales; Aspergillaceae
Exons: 3
Coding region: 1-1377 (458 amino acids)
Biological process (GO): regulation of DNA-templated transcription
Molecular function (GO): zinc ion binding; DNA-binding transcription factor activity, RNA polymerase II-specific
Source: RefSeq, a predicted model, not a curated record
AUGGAUCACACAUACGACCUAGCCGGACUAGAAGCCCGGCAUAACUCCAUUUCUAUGGCUCGGUCGAUGCGAGUGGCUAAGCAGGACCGUCUUGAACGAGAUGAAAAACCACGGAAACAGAGAAAGCGAGCCCUAGUCGCAUGCAACCGAUGCCGGAAGAGAAAAAUCAAGUGCAACGGUGAUCUCAAUACUGGCCUGGCUUGCUCUAGCUGCCGUAGUGUUGGAGCCACUGAAUGCCAGUAUAUACGAGUCAACUCUUUGGCCCCCGAAGAUGCUGCUAGAGAAGCAGCUAGGCUUUAUGCAACCAAGGGUCAGGGAAGGUCAAUCCUUAUGGGCUCCCCUCAAAUGCGGACUCCAUACCAGCGAGGAGAAGAGUACGAGCUGGAUAUCCAGUCUAACUUCUCACGGCAACCCGUCGGCAUGGACCACUCCUAUGAUGACCAGUCCGCCAAUUACCACGGUCAGACAUCACCAGGGUACAUGCUAUCCAGCACCGGGAUGCUCGACUAUAGCACCACCUGGGGCAACCGGGCCUGGGAUCUCAACGGCAGACCCGAGUUCUUCGAAGAACAAAGCGGCAACAUGAACCAAGCCGCAUAUGGCUUCGUCCUCCCUGGCCAAAGUAUGUCCACCGAGAUGCCCCAGUCAACAGGGCCAAUGACAACGUCUUACACAGACGUAGACCGCACCCUCCCAACACCCCCAACCUGCCGAAGCCAACCCCAGUCCAACCUCUCAACCCUCCCAGACGGCCUCUCAGGCAUGACCCUAGCCACCGACGCAAAGGCCUGGAACGCACGGUUCGCAGCCUCCCAAGACGGCCGUACAGUGCCAAUGACCGUCCCAAGCAACGGUCUCUACAAUAUUAGCUCUUCAGCACGCAAGUCAACCGACUCAGACGAAGGAACAUCCGACCUCUUCGGAUACAUCCCCAUGUCUACAACAGAAGACCCAUCCCCACUUCCCCCAGCCUCAUCCUCAUCCUCCAUGGCCCCCUCCGCUGCAAACCCUCCCUACCCAGCCCUGGACACGAUAGAGAACACUCUGGGCGAGUACAACACCUCCGACGCACGCUUGGGCCGCACAUUCCCACGCGAUAGCGGCGCCGGACAGCGUCUACUCGCGCUGACUUCUGAUUGCGCACCCGAUGUGUACGGGUAUGCGGGCAGUGAGCGCCGGAAGUCGAGGGGCGUUGUCGAGGAUAUGCGCUGCUCGGCGCCGACGCUUGUUAACGGGUUGCCGUAUACACGUGUUCGACAUGCCGACUCGGCGGUUGGGCUGCCGUAUGGUUUUUUACCUGAUGGGUUGUCGGACUAUGGGCGGGUUGAUCUGCAUCGUUCUCCCAUUUCACCGUUGGGACAUCAGGGGGCGUAUUGA